GGGCAAGUCGCACGGUACGACUUGAAUGAAAACGAGGCUGUGGCCGCCAUAUUCAUCAAAACAAUGCGGUUAUAGGACUUGGUUAAACGAUAGAAAGAAAAGAAUCGAGUCGUUAAACACUUGUGAUUGCAUAUACAAUCAAGGGAAAAGUUGAACUUAAGCCCUAAACUUUGCGGUCAGAGUAGUUUGUUUGUACCAGCAAUCAUCUUUUAGAGUGGAGCAACCAAAAUGUCGGGACUCGAAUCGAACGAGGUCGACGACGCCGAGAAUUUAAACCUCGAGCGAAAAGUUCCCACUAAAGAAGACAUCGGUGAUGCAGUGGAUAAGGUGGUUGGUGAAGUAAAUGGAGUGGACUCCAGUGGCUGUGAAGGACAGGAUGUGUUAGAUGGCAUGGAUCCACUGUUCACUAAAUCGCCCACUGCCCCAGAUAAAGAUGAAAAGAUGCUUUUAACAGAAGAACCCACAUCACCUCAAAUGAACCUGAUUGUGACUAAUGUUGUAUCACAUGCUGAAACCCCACCGAAUGAGGAGGAACUAUCUCCGCUCACAGAAGAGGAACAGAAUGAGGGUACUGAAAAGGAUAUGCAGACCCAAGAUGGCAAUUUGAAUGGUGUCAAUAAUGAGGUUUUUUCAGCUGCUGAACUAGAAAAAGCAGAAGAUGACAUAUCCAAAGAAAUGCAGGAGAACUUGCAGGAAGUGGAAUCAGAUUCUCAGAGUGAGGCGCAGGAAGUAUUGGAUGAGUCUAAAGAGCAGAGGGAAGAACCUGACAAUAGUCAAGAAGUAUCCUCUGAGACGUGUAAUGAAAGUAAUGCAGUGGAAGAAAGUUCAAAGUCAUCGGAGAGAGAUAUUUUACAAAAAGGUUGCAGCAGUAAUCCCUCGUCUCCGGUCAACAUCGAUCUAGGCAGUACAGAUUUGGAGGAGUUGCAAGAUACAGCAGUGGAGUCGGAGUUCCAGAAUUCAAACAUUUCAGAACAAGUUGAUGAAUCUGAUGCACAGGAUGGCGGUGUGGGAUCACUAACCAUAACCUCGGUGGGCACGUUACAUGGUGACAUUACAGACGAAAAUGCAAUUGAGGCAAUGGAGACCGAUCAUUCUGAUGAAGCAAUAAUUUCCAACUCAAACUCUGAAACUGCUACAGAAAAAACCGAAGAAAGCAUGGAAAUAACAGAAAAUGAAGAGAGCCUUUUGAAAGAGGAUGAUGAAGGAAAUUUUGGUCAAGAUAUGGAGGAGGUGGAUGAGGACAGCUUGUUGAAGGAGAAGGAAACAGAGGAUGAGGGAGCAGAUAAAGGUGACACUCAGCAAAUAGUGGAGGAGAAAUUAGGAGAGUGUGCACAAGACGAAGUUGUAAGCAGCUCUGAAAUAACAGAACCAUUGAAUGUGUCGUCUGACGUGGAACUAACAGAACCAUUGAAAGAGUCGUCUGACGUGGAACUAACAGAACCAUUGAAUGUGUCGUCUGAUGUGGAACGAACAGAACCAUUGAAGGUGUCAUCUAACGUGGAACUAACAGAACCAUUGAAGGUGUCGUCUGACGUGGAACUUAUAGAACCAUUGAAGGUGUCGUCUGACUUGAAACACACAGAAAGUAUUUCUACAGAACCAACUGGUGGAUUGGAGGGUUCAGGUAAAAUUGAGGAUGGUAAUUCCACAGCGAUCGAAAGUGAGAAACAAGAAAGUACAUCAGAUUCUACCAAGGCAGAGGAAGUCAUUAGAAUGGAAGCAGAUGUAGAACCAACAGAGAGCAAAGCAGAGGUGGAAAAAUCAGAGGUUACUGAAUCUGUUAAAUCUGAUGAGAAGAGUAACAUGACAGAAGAAAAGUCAACAGGGAAUCCUAAUUCUGCUUCUGUUGUUGAUCCUGUGUCAGGGGAGUUAACUGAAAGUACUGCUGAAAAUAAACAGGAGAAACCUAGUGAACCGCCUGUUGAGGACGUCGUCAUGAUUGAUGACAAAGAUGACAGCAAAGAGUCAAAGAAGGAAGAAAAGAAAAAAGAAAAUCCAGAUGAUUCUGAUGAUAUUUCCAUUGUGGGAGUCAGUCCAGCUACUAAGAAGCAGGCUCCUCCAUUGGCUGAGAGUGGAGGGCUAGGUUUGCAGAUUGCGUCAGUCAGUGGUAGUACAGAUAUUACAGUGGCAGCGAACAAGGAGAAGAAAGAGUCGCAGAAGGCUGAGGUACUUAGACAGCCUGUUGCUUCAAAACCAGAAGUUAAACCAGAGAAAAAAUCUCCUGCUGCUACUGCAUCCAAACCAGUCACAAAGACUCAGACCUGCAUAGUCUGCAGGAAGGUUGGGAAGUGUAAAUAUAACAUUGUACGUAAUGGUGAUGUGAAACAUCUGUGUGAUGAUGUUUGUUUCCAAAAGUUUCGGGCCAAUCCCACUCAGUUUCUUAGAGGCACAAAUGCAGCACCACCUCAAAACCGUGUGGAACCAAAGAGCGUUCCGUCCACAAACUCCCACAUUAACCAGGAGCAAUUCAAAACCUGCUCAGUGUGUCAACUCAUGAACAUCAAAACCUCAAAACCUUUCCUCAACUGGCAGGGAAUGGACUUCUGUGGUGAGGAUUGUCUGGGAAAAUUUCAGGCAUCUCUCAAUGCCUCAUGUACAAACUGUGGAAACAUGGUAACAGCUGUUGCCAAAGGAAAGUUCUGUCUGAAGUUCGCUAAUGAAGUUAAACAGUUCUGUUCUAACAACUGUUAUGUAGAAUUUAAGAAGAGACAGAAGUUGUGUGAAUGCUGUCAAAAAGACAUUUCUAAAUCUUCAGAUGCUUUCGUUGCACCUGUAGGAAAAGAGGGAACAUUCAAAGACUUCUGCAGUCAAUUAUGUUUACAAAAGUAUGAAGACAAAACUAAUUGUGAUGUAGAAAUAGUAGGGGUUGAGAAAGCGCAGAAGUCUAAAGUUUUACCAAAGGGAGAAUUCCCAUGUUCUGUGUGUAAAAAAACAUCCACUGUGAAGCAUGAAAUUCGCUUAGAAGGUAAAGUUCACCGACUGUGUAGUGAUCCGUGUUUCUCAGCUUUCCAGUAUGCCAACAAAUUGACAAUGAACUCGUGUGAUAAUUGUGGUACGUACAGCUACAGUGAUGGAGCUCCACAGUUUAUCCAGUUUGAAGGGCAGCAAAAACGAUUCUGCAGCUACGUGUGUGUCAACAAGUUCAAAUCCGACAAGAAGAAAGUUGUUGCUUGUGCUUGGUGCAAUUCUAAGAAGGGUAACUUUGAUAUGAUUGAACGAGUUGAUGCCAAUAACAAGUAUCAGUUGUUCUGUUCCCUGAACUGUUUGUCUCUGUACCGUGUCAACCUUCAGGCAACUUCUAACCAGGCGGUGGUUUGCGACCAUUGUCGGAAGUUCGUUCCUGCCCAGUAUCACUUGACUAUGAGUGAUGCCUCUGUCCGAAACUUUUGUUCCUACCAGUGCGUGAUGGCCUUCCAGUCGCAGUUUGCUGCAGCAGGCAAUAAACAGGCAGCUACUACCACUAAUCAGCAACAACAGCCACCAAAAUCGCAAAAACCAGCACCUCCGCCACAACUGAAUUCCACAAAUGUCACAAGGAACAUAAAUGCACCUGUCACACGGAACACGGCCAGAGGUAACCCUGUUAGAGCCCCACCUUCUAAGCAGCCACCAGCAUCAAAACAGCUAUCCCAGAGAGCAGUCCAAGGAACCAAUCCAGUUAUCUCUAAUGUUGUGUCUUUAGCUCCAAAAGGAAAUCAACAGAGUGGUCUGAAAUCAGUGAGCAGUGCUCCAGCAUCCAAUCAAACUCAAACAAAGACAACUCAGAUUCAGGUUCAACAACAAAUAGUCAUCCAGCCUCCUUGGCCUAAAAACAUGAAGAACAAAUCUUUGAUGUGCAAACCAUUUCUUCAGACCAAGGCUACCUCCUGUAAACCCCACACACAAACCAUGGGGACACAGACAGAAAAAUCAGAGCCAAAGAAGGUGAUCAUCCCUAUACCAAUACCAUUCUAUGUUCCGGUUCCCAUGACAAUGUAUGCACAGCCAACGCCUGUCCCAUUUCCACUUCCUGUUCCAAUACCGGUGCCAAGUUUUAUCCCAACCACAAAAAAGUCUGCUGAAGGAAUUCUGAAACAUAUCAAGGAAAUCCGGGAGAAAAUCCCUAGUGACCCACUGGAAGCAGAGCUGCUGAUGAUGGCUGAAGCUGUUGCUGGAGGAGACAAUGAAUCUGACUCUGAAUCAGAGAAAGAGACUGAACCAGAACCGAAAAAAAAGCCUAGCUGCAAAUCGCCAACUCCAACUCCCAAAUCUACUGUGCCUGCUGAAACAAAUGUCAAUGGGACCCCAGCAGAGAGUAAUGGGGAACUGGGAGAGGAUAUGCUUCAGAUGGCACUAAGAAUGGCAUCAGAAAUGUCUGAACCAGUCAUGGAUCUGGAGAAUUCUAUUGAGCCGGUCCCAGUUAAUACAGAGCCUCCACCACCUCCUCCAAAACCAGCCCCUGAACAAUCUCAAGAGGAGGAAGAAGAAGAGCUUUACAUCCCAAGGGAAACUAGGUCAGGACGAGCCUCCACAAAACGGUCCUCAAGGGGAGGUGGGAACAAACGAAGAAACAAACGCCAAAAGGUCAACCACCAAACGGAAACGCCCAUGGAAGAUUCGGUGACUGAACAACCAGAACCAGAGGUGCAGGAGCCGGCACCGGAUGCCAACAUGUAUCUUAAAUUCACUUACGGUGUUAACGCUUGGAAACACUGGGUGGUGCAGAAAAAUGCCCAAUUGGAGAAGGUAUCCAAGCAGGGCUCAGGGAAGCUUAAGAUGUUUAAAACGGACAUGAUGGGUUGUACUGCUGAUGAACUGAAUUACUCUCUGUGUUUGUUUGUAAAAGAGGUUAGAAAACCUAAUGGGGAGGAGUAUGCACCAGACAGUAUAUUCUACCUAUGUCUAGGAAUUCAGCAGUAUUUGUUUGAGAAUGGCAGAAUUGACAAUAUCUUCACAGACAUGUAUUACGAAAAGUUUACGGAGUGUUUAAAUGAGCUGCUUAUUCAUUACCAGCCCAAGGUUAAUGCUGCAGGUCAGCUGGUCUGUCGAAUUGAAGAGGAGCACCUUUGGGAAUCCAAACAGCUAGGUGCCCACUCCCCACAUGUUUUACUGAACACACUUGUCUACUUCAACACGAAAUACUUCAUGCUUCACUCAGCUGAGGACCACCUGAAACUCUCCUUCACACAUAUAAUGAAGCACUGGAAGAAAUCACUGCCUGGGAAGGGCAACUCUUCUGGACGGAGUGUAUUCCUCCGAUACUACUGUCCCACACCACUUAAAACUUCUAAUGAUACUCAGAAAGUCAAGAAGAAAGAAGAACUGCCUAUCUAUGAACAAGCAGAGAAUAUAGACAAUCCUCUCAGGUGUCCAGUCAAGUUGUACGAGUUUUAUCUCUCCAAAUGGCCUAGUGAUUAUAGAAAAUAUUUGAUGAAGUUUGAAGAUAGCUUAAUUCUUAGGGCAGAUAACUGCCCUGAGAGCAUCAAGAACCGGAGUGAUGCAUUUUAUCUGGUCCCUGAGCGAUCCUGUGUUCCUGAUAGCCCAGUGUGGUACUCCACGCAGAAUCUGUCAACAGAGGCCAUGAACAAAAUGUUACACAGAAUCCGAUUGGUGAGAGAAAUUCAGGAAGCCAAGUUUCAUACACAACCAGUGUUUGCAUCAAACUGAGGUGAUGAAAGUAUCUGUAAAAUGGUGAAGACAUCCUGAUGUCUUUUUGAAAGGUGCUUAUUUCUGUAUACAGGUGUUAUGUGAUGAUUGAAGGUUGGUUUUACAUGAGUGUUCACAGGAAAGACAUAAAAUCAAACUGCACUGGACUAAUGUCAAGGUUUGGUUUCAAUGCACUGGGCCUGCUUUGUACGUGUACAGAGGUUCAUUAAAUGCAACAGUGGUAUACACAUUUGAUAAUUGAUCAAGAAUAUCAAACUGCAACUUAGAUUGUAAAUCUCUCACAGUGUGACAUUUUCUUUCCCAAUUUUAUUGAGAGUUCAGGUUCAUGUUGUCAAACAGUAAUUCAUUAAUGUUUAGAAAUAGCCUGAAAGCUUGCUACAAUACAUAUGCAUUAUUCUUCCUUAUAUCUUUGUGCUGAGGCUAAAUUUUUUAGAGCUUUUUUUGUGCAUUUUUCUUUCAAAAUUUGAAUUUAUGGACAUUUUGUGAAAUGUUUUUGUACAAGCAUAUACAUGUAUAUUGAUGGUGAAUCAUGUUGCUGCUCAUUUUAUGUAUAUAAUAUUCAAAAGUUUUGUGUAUAUAUAAGAAUUUACAUUUUAUAUACAUAUGAGAUUGUACAUGUAUGAAUAUGGUAAAUUUGUAGGGGCGCAAUCUGUGACGAGAGAGAUAUAGUAGAUGUGUAAACCGAAACAAUAAAAACAUGUAAAUGAAAAAUUACUG
Messenger RNA from Ostrea edulis (European flat oyster), 6363 nucleotides. RefSeq names its product zinc finger MYM-type protein 3. Lineage: Eukaryota; Metazoa; Mollusca; Bivalvia; Ostreida; Ostreidae. Gene Ontology annotation, molecular function: zinc ion binding. The record is from RefSeq and is a predicted model, not a curated record.